AUGCUUGUCGAUUCAUCCUCGGCAGACGAAAAGUCGCCCCGUGUGAGCAACGAGAAGAAGCACAAGGGCGACAAGGAGGAUGUCGAGAACGGCGAGGCUGGCCUUGACCGGGCCAUGACCUCUCGUCACCUGCAGUUCAUCGCCAUUGGCGGUACCAUUGGAACUGGUCUGUUCCUCGGUGUUGGCCCUGCCCUCGUCAAGGCCGGUCCCGUGUCUCUGCUCGUCGCCUUUGCCUUUAUGGGCUCUGUCGUCUACGCUGUCAUGGUCAGCUUGGGCGAGAUGGCCGCGUACAUCCCUAUUGCCGGUUCCUUCACCUCGUAUGCCGCUCGCUUUGUUGAUCCUACCUUGGGCUUUGCCAUGGGUUGGCUAUACUGGUUCAGUUGGUCCAUCACAUUUGCCCUCGAGCUUGUCGCUGCCGGAAUCAUCAUCCAGUACUGGGAUCAGGACCUCAGCAUUGCCAUCUGGAUCAGCAUCUUCUGGGCCAUGUUCACUGCGCUUAACUUUGUCCCUGUCCGCAUUUUCGGCGAGAUUGAGAUGUGGUUUUCCAUGAUCAAGGUUGUUACCAUCAUCGGCUUCAUCAUCUUCUCCAUCUGCGUCAACGCUGGUGUUGGCGACGAGGGCUACAUCGGUUUCAAGUACUGGAAGGAUCCUGGUGUCACAAACACUUACAUGGACAUUGACGGUCCCACUGGCAAGUUCGUCGGUUUCUGGGCUGUCCUCGUCACUGCUGGUUUCUCCUACCAGGGAACCGAGCUCGUCGGUGUCGGUGCCGGUGAGACUGCCAACCCCCGUAAGGCUAUCCCCCAGGCUAUCCGCUGGACUUUCUGGGGUAUUUUCAGCUUGUUCAUGGCCACCGUCUUCUUCGUCGGCAUCAACGUGCCUUCUAACGAUCCCAACCUUGACAGCGGUGCUCAGGAUGCCUCUGCUUCACCUCUCGUCAUUGUCGCUAAGCGUGCUGGUGUCAAGGUGCUCCCUGACAUCAUCAACGCAGUUCUCCUCUCAGCCAUUCUCACAGCUGCCAACUCAAACGUCUACUCCAGUAGCCGUAUCAUGGUUGCUCUCGCUGAGGAUGGUCUUGCCCCUGCCUUCAUGAAGCGCACCAACAAGUUCGGCACCCCAUACUUCGCCGUGGCCUCUUGCUCCGUCAUGGGCCUCAUCGCCUACAUCAACCUCUCCUCCAGCGGUGCCGAGGUCUUCAACUGGCUCCUGAACGUCAGUUCCACCUCAUGCUUCAUCACCUGGGUUUUGAUCAACGUCUGCCACAUUCGCUUCCAGAAGAUCAUGCGCGUCCAGGGCAUUCCUCGCUCCGAGCUUCCCUACCUUGCGCCUCUCCAGCCUUACCUGUCAUACUAUGGCGCCUUCUUCGUAGCUCUCAUCACCAUUACUUGUGGUUUCACAGCCUUCAUUGACUGGAGCGUGGCCGACUUCUUCUCCAACUACAUCAGCUUGAUGCUUUUCGCCGUUCUGUACAUCGGCCACAAGCUCAUCUGCCGCACCAAGGUUGUGCCGCUGGCUGAGGUUGAUCUGAGCAAGGGACGAGAAGUGAUGUAA
This is a messenger RNA of Fusarium sp. VM40, 1551 nucleotides long. NCBI's taxonomy places the organism in Eukaryota, Fungi, Ascomycota, Sordariomycetes, Hypocreales, Nectriaceae. The record is from the annotation of a GenBank genome assembly.